This is a messenger RNA of Prunus mume (Japanese apricot), 1421 nucleotides long. RefSeq lists its product as uncharacterized. Lineage: Eukaryota; Viridiplantae; Streptophyta; Magnoliopsida; Rosales; Rosaceae. The record is from RefSeq and is a predicted model, not a curated record.
CAAAAUGAAUGGAGCGAAAAAUAUGCCAUCGACUUUAGGUUGGGUUUGGUAGUUAGGUGGCGGUCUUGUUUACUUACUUGUAAUACAAUUAAUUAAUUAAUUAAAACCAAAUGUUAAGUUAAAGAUAUAUAAUGGUUUGCUUCAGCACAACAGCUGUUCCUCCUGCACUCAACUCUAAUUAACGGGGUCAGGCAUCAGAGAUGUUUAAGAGACUCACAUUUCUCUUGUUAGUUGGGUUGCUGGCAUGGGCAUAUCAGGCCAUCCAACCACCCCCUCCAAAACUUUGUGGCUCCCCCGGCGGCCCACUCGUCACGGCAUCUAGAAUAAAGCUGAGGGAUGGAAGAUAUUUGGCCUACAAGGAAUAUGGUGUUCCAAAAGAAGUGGCCAGAUAUAAGAUUAUUUAUGUUCAUGCCUUUGGUUCUACCAGACAUGAUGCACUGAUUGCAACAACCGUCCCUCAGGAAGUGCUUGAAGAUUUAGGGUUGCACAUUGUUUCUUUUGACAGACCGGGAUAUGGUGAAAGUGAUCCGGAUCCUAAGCGAACGCGGAAGAGUUUGGCUUUAGAUAUAGAAGAGCUUGGUGACCAGCUGGGACUGGGAUCCAAAUUUUAUGUAAUUGGAUAUUCUAUGGGUGGACAGGUCAUCUGGAAGUGUCUUCAGUACAUCCCUCACAGGCUAGCAGGAGCAACACUGAUUGCUCCUGUUGUCAACUACUGGUGGCCAGGCUUGCCUGCCAACUUGUCCGGUGCCUAUUAUAAACAACCUCCGCGGGAUCAAUGGGCACUUCGAGUUGCUCACCACAUACCAUGGCUAAUCCACUGGUGGAACACUCAGAAACUAUUUCCUACAUCCAGUGUUGUAUCCAGUAGUAACCCAAAUAUGAACAUUUUUUCUCGCCAAGAUUUGGAAAUCAUACGGAAUGCGAACGUUUCUGAAAGAGACAACAAGGUACAGGCCAAGCAGCAAGGAGAAUAUGAGUCAGUCCUUCGUGACAUGAUGGUUGGAUUUGGGACCUGGGAAUUUGAUCCUCUAGAUCUGAAGAACCCUUUUGCCAGUAAGGAAGGCUCCGUCCAUCUAUGGCAGGGUGAUGAAGAUCGGCUUGUCCCAGUCGAACUGCAACGCUAUAUUGCAGAAAAGCUUCCAUGGAUUCACUACCAUGAGUUACCAGGUGCUGGACACUUGUUUCCAGCUGCAGAUGGUAUCAGUGAAGCUAUCUUAAAGGCACUUCUGAUUGAAGAGAAGUAGCCCAUUGUUGAUACAGGGCUGCUCUUUUCCCUUUUUUGGUCCUUUGUAUCAGACUCAGAUUUCUGUCAUUGUUUAACAUUUUGUUUCAGCAAGAUAGAUUUUGUAAGGUAUUGGGCGAAACUGGCUUAAAAUUUUCAUAUAGAUUAAAUAUUGGAAAGGAAUGAGACUUUUUGAAAA